AUGUCCAUCGAAGUCGACUGGGCAAGGGCCACGUCCGGUCCGGACGGAGAAGCUCUAGCAGAGCGCAUCCGCUCCUUUGUCCAUGACAAGUUCCAACAGGUCCCCCUACCGCGCUUCAUCCGCUCCGUCCAAUGCCAUGCCUUCGAUUUCGGGACUAUCGGACCAGAUCUUGAGAUUAAGGAUUUUUGUGAACCGUUCUCUGACUUCUACGAAGAAGACGAUGACGACACAUCUGCAACCUCUGAAGAGCUCAUCGAUGAGCAAUGGUCCGGACGCAACUCGGACUCCACCUACGACGACGAUGUCCCGUAUAACCUCCACCACCAUCCUUACCCCGGCGAGGCUUUUCAACCCUCUGCACUUCGGUCUCCACUGCCCCUAGGGGACCAUCUCAACUCGCACUUCCUACCUCGCGCUGGCACCCCUGGUAUUCCCGGAGGCACAUCGACUCUCGGGUACCAUUUGAUGUCCCUCGGUGGUCUCUCGGGCACCCAGACUCCCCUCGCGGCUGUAGCUGGCGGGACACCGUUCGGCAGCAGCUGGUCAGACUCGGGCAUGGGCCAAGGUGGCCAGCCACGCCGUCCCCCCGCCCUAGUGGCCUUCAUCACCGAACAGACGCAGACAUCGACACCACGAACUCCGCGUCACGGCCCUGGCCAUACCGGCAGCGGCGGAUCAAAUCGCAACAGCGGUGAUCCCGCAGACAUACCGCAGCCAUCCACAGAACCCGCCAUCGACCCCUCCGCCCCAAUCCCGCCUCGAAUGCGCGAGCGUCGCCCGGAAGAUUUCCAGAUCCUCUGCCACGCCAAAUAUGCCGGCGAUGUCCGGUUAUCAUUGACAGCUGAGAUCUUGCUCGACUACCCGAUGCCGAGCUUCGUCGGUCUCCCGCUGAAACUCAAUGUCACAGGCAUUACCUUUGACGGCGUGGCGGUGGUUGCGUAUAUCCGUAAACGCAUCCACUUCUGUUUCUUAUCUCCCGAAGAUGCCGAUGCGCUGCUCGGCUCUGAAGGGCAGCAUCAGAGCAGUCAGCAGCCUGGUGAGGAUGGCCGACCUCGAUCAGGAGGAGACCAAAAGCGACAGGGUGGAUUGCUGCAGGAGAUUCGAGUAGACAGCGAGAUUGGCCGUAAAGAAGACGGUAAACAAGUACUUAAGAAUGUGGGCAAGGUGGAGCGCUUUGUUCUCGCGCAAGUUCGUCGCAUCUUUGAGGAAGAGCUGGUAUACCCCAGCUUCUGGACAUUCCUCAUUUGA
Molecule: messenger RNA, 1248 nt
Organism: Penicillium daleae
Lineage: Eukaryota; Fungi; Ascomycota; Eurotiomycetes; Eurotiales; Aspergillaceae
Gene: mdm12
Product: ERMES complex subunit MDM12
Exons: 2
Coding region: 1-1248 (415 amino acids)
Biological process (GO): phospholipid transport; mitochondrion organization
Cellular component (GO): ERMES complex
Molecular function (GO): lipid binding
Source: RefSeq, a predicted model, not a curated record